Coffea eugenioides is the source of this 1269-nucleotide messenger RNA. RefSeq lists its product as uncharacterized. Bases 1 to 1269 code for a protein of 422 amino acids. The transcript has 3 exons. The record is from RefSeq and is a predicted model, not a curated record. NCBI's taxonomy places the organism in Eukaryota, Viridiplantae, Streptophyta, Magnoliopsida, Gentianales, Rubiaceae.
AUGGUUAAAUCGUUAGCUGAGAGCACUUGUCAAAUGUGGCAGGACCAACAAAGGUUUGAACAAGAGACACGCGCCGGCAUGAGAUCCUUGGAGGCGCAGAUAUCCCAACUAGCGUCCUCAAUGAGCAAUUUCGAGAAUAGCAAGAGAAAACUACCAUCUCAGGUAAUCCCCAAUCCCAAGGAGAAUGCGAGUGCAAUGCUCCUGCGAAAUGGAAAGGAGAUUCACCCUACCAAACCGGAAGCAACAAGAAAUGGGAAGGAACAAGUGACCGAGGAACCUGAACAAGAAGAGGUAAGCACCCCACCGCGUAUUCCUAAGACCUCUGACAUAAACCCUCCUUUUCCUGGCAGGUUCACCAAAGCGAAGAAAGAGGAGUCAGAGAAGGAGAUUUUGGACACGUUCAGGAAAAUAGAGAUUAACAUUCCCUUACUGGAGGCGAUUAGGCAACUGCCGAAGUAUGCAAGGUUUCUAAAGGAGCUGUGCACCAACCGGAAGAAGUUGAACUUCCAGGACAAAGUAAGGGUAGGUGAGAAUGUGUCGGCAGUCCUCCAGAAGAAGUUGCCACAGAAAUGCAAGGAUCAAAGUAUGUUCACCAUACCAUGCAUUAUAGGUCAAAAGAGAAUAGAAAGAGGCAUGCUUGAUCUGGGAGCGUCUAUCAAUGUUAUGCCUCUGUCUAUAUUUAAAGCCUUAAACUUGGGAUCCCUGAAGGAGACAGGAGUGGUGAUUCAACUAGCAGACAGGUCCAAUGUCUACUCCGAGGAUGUAGUUGAAGAUGUCUUAGUAAAAGUGAAUGAGUUUAUCUUCCCUGCUGAUUUUUACAUUGUUGACAUGAAUGAUGAUAACUUAGUUAGCUCAGCUGUACUCCUUCUAGGUAGACCCUUCAUGAGUACAGAUUUUCUUGAGCAGAAUCUCAUGGAAGACAAGCUGGAGUUCGUGCUACAACAUAGCAAGACGACCACUGACGUGGAGAGUAAGGAUGAGGAGAAGAUUUUAGAAGCCAUCAUGUCACUGCACUCUCUUCCGACGCCCGAGUUGGAGUUGAAGGAAUUGCCAAAACACCUGAAGUACGCCUAUCUUGAAGAUCACAACACUCUACCGGUCAUCAUUGCGAAUGAUUUGACCGAGAUGCAACAAGAAAAACUCCUACGAGUUUUGCGGGAGACUAAACCAGCAAUAGGAUGGAUGUUGGCAGAUAUCAAGGGCAUCAACCUCUCUGUUUGCAUGCACCAUAUCCUCCUUGAGCUAGAGGCGAAAUCGGUAAGAGAAUGA